CACACCCGGAAGCGGCGAGGAGCGCGGGGGCAGCACCGGCAGCACCGGGGAUUCGGAGAAGCCGCAGCAAUGUCGGAACGGAAAGUGCUGAACAAAUAUUACCCCCCGGACUUCGAUCCGGCCAAGAUCCCGGAGCUGAAGCUGCCCAAGGACCGGCAGUACGUGGUGAGGCUCAUGGCUCCCUUCAACAUGAGGUGCAAGACGUGUGGGGAGUACAUCUACAAGGGCAAGAAGUUCAACGCCCGCAAGGAGACGGUGCAGAACGAGUCCUACCUGGGGCUGCCCAUCUUCCGCUUCUACAUCAAGUGCACUCGCUGCCUGGCUGAGAUCACCUUCAAGACAGACCCCGAGAACACGGAUUACACCAUGGAGCACGGAGCCACCAGGAACUUCCAGGCAGAGAAGCUCCUGGAGGAGGAGGAGAAGAGGAUGCAGAAGGAGAGGGAAGAGGAGGAGCUCAACAAUCCCAUGAAGGUCCUGGAGAACCGAACCAAGGACUCCAAGCUGGAGAUGGAGGUCCUGGAGAACCUGCAGGAGCUGAAGGAGCUCAACCAGCGGCAGGCCAACGUGGACUUUGAGGCCAUGCUGAAGCAGUACAAGGAGCUGGAGGAGGAGCAGAGGCGCAAGGAGCAGGAGGAGGACGAGCAGGAGAUGAAGGCCAUGCUGGAGCAGGCCCAGAACCGGCGGCUCCUGGUGGAUUCCGACUCUGACGAGGACCCGGCCCAAGCCCGCCCCAAGCCCAGGGCCCAGACAAAACCCACGGACAUCCUGCAGGAGGACCCCCAGCCCCAGAGCAAGAAGCCCAGGAUGGAGAGCUGGGAGCGCAGCGUGGGCAAGCUCAGCACCAAGGCCCAGCUGGCAGGGCUGGUGGCCCGCAGGAGGGAGAAGGAGAAGGCAGAUCCUGCCCUGGAAAACGGCGUGGAAAGCAGAGGCACCGCGGCCAGCACCGGAGCUUCCUGUGAGAACAGAGGGUUGUCCCCAUUUCCACGAACUUCCUGGUGAAGCUGAGGCUCCCUCCUGGCUCUUGGCUCUCAGCCACGGCCUUGGGGACAGAUUGGCAGGGCCAGGAGCUCCAAAACACCAGAUACAGCCCUGGGGACGUCACAACAGCGAGAUAGGGAUGGAACAGCAGGAGAACUGCUUUGGUUUGGGGCCUGGUGAUAAAUCCAGCCUCACUGCUGGAGCUGGGAAGCUUUGAGGACCACAAAACAAGCUGGAAGGUUUUCCAGCCCCUCAGUGAGCUGCCCAGCAAGCCAGGGGAGCCGUGGGUUUGGGGAAGGACGUGGGGGAUGGAUUUGUUCUGGGCUGGUUGAUCCUGAGCCUUUGGCUUAGUGAGUCCCCCUGCCCUCGGGGCAUCCCUGGGAAGGGACAGCUCUGGGAGGUGUCCCCUUGUCCCUGUGCUCCCCCAGCCUCCUGCUCCUGGCCGCUGUCCCCUGGCGUGGUGGGAGCCCAGAGUGGCUCCUCUCUCCCUUUCCAGGGUCUGGAGUCUCCCGGGGGGCUGUGGAGGGACAAGGGGGUCCCAGACCUCGGUGUUCCCUGCAGAGUGGAGGAGGGAGGCUCAGCCGAGGGCUGCAGGAGCUUUUUGUCCCCCUGAUUUAUCCUCCCUGAGCUCAGGGUCCGUUCAGGGAUGAGGCUCCAUCCAGGCUGGCGUUCCCACACCGGGAGCUGCCCUGGGGAGGCUGGAC
Messenger RNA from Camarhynchus parvulus, 1685 nucleotides. RefSeq names its product YJU2 splicing factor homolog (gene YJU2). The transcript has 8 exons. The coding region runs from base 70 to 1002 and encodes 310 amino acids. Gene Ontology annotation, biological process: mRNA splicing, via spliceosome. NCBI's taxonomy places the organism in Eukaryota, Metazoa, Chordata, Aves, Passeriformes, Thraupidae. The record is from RefSeq and is a predicted model, not a curated record. Gene Ontology annotation, cellular component: U2-type catalytic step 1 spliceosome.